Molecule: messenger RNA, 2961 nt
Organism: Arachis duranensis
Lineage: Eukaryota; Viridiplantae; Streptophyta; Magnoliopsida; Fabales; Fabaceae
Exons: 2
Coding region: 1-2961 (986 amino acids)
Biological process (GO): DNA integration
Molecular function (GO): RNA-DNA hybrid ribonuclease activity; nucleic acid binding
Source: RefSeq, a predicted model, not a curated record
AUGGUCAUAACGGCCAGAGUGGGAACCGGCCUCGUCAAGCGGAUCCUUGUCGACACCGGGGCUGAUUCAAACAUCAUGUUCCACAACGUGUUCGACGCACUGGGGCUGAAGGAUGCCGACCUGACGACCCACCAGCACGGGGUUAUCGGGUUAGGCGACCACUUCAUCAAACCAGACGGGGUCAUUUCCCUGCCGAUCUCGGUAGGCCAGAAGCAAGGCCGAAGAUCGGCGAUGGCCGAAUUCGUGAUCCUCCGAGACUCCACAGCCUACAACAUCAUCUUGGGAAGAAAAACAAUCAAUGAUUUUGAAGCCAUAAUCAACACCAAGCUGCUAGUUAUGAAGUUUGUCGCCGAUGAUGGAUCCAUAGGGACCAUAAGAGGAGACCUCGAGACGGCGGUCGCUUGUGACAACGCCAGCCUUUCCCUCAGGAAGAAGUCCAAGGAAGCAUCUGGCGUAUUCCUGGCCGACCUUGAUGCCAGAGUAGAGGACAACCCGAGGCCGGAACCAGAAGGGGACCUGGAGAAAUUUAGCAUCGGCGACGAAGGGGAAAAGUUCACAUUCGUUAACAAGAACCUCCCGCAUGAGUUGAAGGAGCCUUUGAUUGAAAUGAUAAGGGCCAACAAGGACCUCUUCGCAUGGACGCCAGCCGACAUGCCGGGCAUUGAUCCACAAAUCAUUUCACAUCACUUAGCCGUCAAGCCAGACGCACGCCCAGUGGCUCAGCGAAGGAGAAAGAUGUCGGCAGAAAGAGCGGAGGAGGUAGCCAAGCAAACGGCCGGCCUCCUAGAGGCAGGUUUCAUACGGGAAGUAGACUACUCGACGUGGCUCUCAAAUGUGGUGUUAGUGAAAAAACACAAUGGCAGGUGGAGAAUGUGCGUGGACUACUCUGACCUUAACAAAGCAUGCCCCAAAGAUUGCUUCCCACUCCCCAACAUAGAUGCACUCGUCGACGCUGCGGCGGGGUACCGGUAUCUGAGUUUCAUGGAUGCCUACUCUGGUUACAAUCAGAUACCGAUGCACCGACCAGACGAGGACAAAACGGCGUUCAUAACGCCAGGAGGAACGUUCUGCUAUAAGGUAAUGCCAUUUGGCUUAAAAAAUGCAGGGGCAACGUAUCAAAGGCUGAUGAACAGGAUAUUCCACAACCUCAUAGGAAAAACGGUCGAAGUUUACGUGGACGACAUCCUGGCAAAGACAACACGACCUGAUGACCUCCUAAACGACCUGGCAAGCGUAUUCGCGUCCCUCCGUCAACAUGGUAUGAGGCUGAACCCCCUCAAGUGCGCCUUCGCCAUGGAAGCCGGCAAGUUCCUGGGAUUCAUGAUAACUCAAAGAGGGGUAGAGGCUAACCCGGAGAAGUGCCAGUCGGUUAGAUUCGAGUUUCCCAUCUCGAACAACCAAGCAGAGUAUGAAGCCCUCAUAGGAGGCUUGACCCUAGCAGCAGAGGUCGGCGCAAGAAGGCUGGAAGUAUGCAGCGAUUCCCAAGUCGUCACUUCCCAAGUAAACGGCAGCUACCAAGCCAAAGACCCCCUGCUUCUGAAGUACUUGGAAAAGGUUAAGAGUUUGAGCCAAAAGUUCGAAGAGGUCACGGUCCAUCACGUACCCAGAGAAAGGAACACACGGGCAGACCUUCUAUCGAAGUUGGCCAGCACAAAGCCAGGGGAGGGGAACCGGUCUCUCAUCCAAGGCAUGACAAGAGAACCAGCAAUUGCACUGCACAUGACAACCCUAGGUUCCUCGUGGCUAGACCCCAUCACCAACUUCCUAGAACACGGCCAAGUCCCUGGUGAUGAAAAGGACGCGACGAAGUUAAGAAGGGAAGCAGCCAAAUACGCCGUCAUCCAAGGACAGCUGUUCAAGAAAGGGCUCAGCCAACCCCUACUGAAGUGCCUACACCCCGACCAAACGGACUACGUCCUCAGGGAAGUCCAUGAGGGCUGCUGCGGGCACCACAUCGGGGGCAAAGCCCUAGCAAGGAAAUUAAUCCGAGCUGGAUACUACUGGCCGUCGAUGAUGGCAGAUGCCAAAGAGUUUGUCAAAAAGUGCGUAAAGUGCCAACAGAACGCCAACUUUGCCCGGGCGCCGGCCUCCGAGUUAAGCUUGCUAACGACCUCCCGGCCAUUCGCUCAAUGGGGAGUCGACCUCUUAGGACCCUUCCCGGUCGGCCCUGGGCAGGUCAAAUAUCUCAUAGUUGCAAUUGAUUACUAUACCAAAUGGAUAGAAGCUGAGCCGCUAGCUAGCAUAUCUUCGGCCAAUUGCAGGAAAUUCAUGUGGAGGCACGUAAUAACACGGUUCGGGAUACCGGAAGUCGUCAUCUCGGACAACGGCACGCAGUUUACUGACAAAAAAUUUGCGGAAUUUCUCAGCGGCCUGGGUAUAAGGCAAAGGUUCUCUUCGGUAGAACACCCCCAGACGAACGGGCAGGUGGAAUCCGCCAACAAGGUCAUCCUUUCAGGGCUGAAAAAGAGGUUGGACAAUAAAAAGGGUGCGUGGGCCGAUGAACUAGCAGCGGUUCUCUGGUCCUACCGAACAACUGAACAGUCAUCCACUAAGGAAACUCCUUUCCGACUAACGUACGGUGUGGACGCAGUAAUACCAGUAGAGAUCGGGGAACCAAGUCCGCGGUUGCUCCUAAAGGGAGUGGAAGAAACAAUAGAAAAGGACUUGAUAGAUGAAGCCAGGGAAAUGGCCCAUUUGACAGAAAUAGCGCUAAAACAAAGAAUGGCUCUGCGCUACAACACCAAAGUACUCAAGAGGGAAUUCGAGCCAAACGACCUCGUCCUGAGGCGAAAUGAUAUCGGCCUACCGACCCCCGGAGAAGGCAAGCUGGCGGCUAACUGGGAAGGCCCAUUUAGAGUAAAAAAAGUGAUGGGAAAAGGAGCAUACAAACUAGAAAGACUCGACGGCAAGGAAGUCCCGAGAACUUGGAAUGCGGACAACCUUAGAAGAUUCUACUCCUAG